Molecule: messenger RNA, 1559 nt
Organism: Phytophthora nicotianae INRA-310
Lineage: Eukaryota; Oomycota; Peronosporomycetes; Peronosporales; Peronosporaceae
Exons: 1
Coding region: 25-1461 (478 amino acids)
Source: RefSeq, a predicted model, not a curated record
UAGCACGCUAGCCCUCACAGCACAAUGGAGUUCGUCCUGGAGCCCGAGUCCACGGAGUCUUUGCAGGCCACGCUGGCUUUCAUCGAUGAAACACUGGACGACGCCUCUCCCAUCCGCUCACACUCAUCCAAUGCUCAAGCCCAGUCCCCCGACAGCGACGACUGGGAGACGUCCCACCUGCUCGACGACUUCCCCACUGAUAUCUCCUCGGACGCGUCCUCGCCAGGCGUCGCAGCGGACCUCGCCAUCGCUGCAGUCCCCACACCUUCCAGCCGCAAUGUCACCUUUUUAUUGGCGCCUGAAGCCCAACAUUUCGGGUCAUCGAGCCUUCUCAGCGCCAUUCCGACACCCCAGCAGCCCAUCCACAAGAAACGACGCAAUUACAACCCGAACAAGGCACGGGAGGAUCUCCAACGAGAGUUGACGUAUCUCCGCAGUGAAGCAGACGAGCUGGAAGUUAAGUUGCACCAGCUACAGUCUCUCAAGGUCGCCAAAACUAAAGACGGCUCGAGCGUCCGCCAGUUGGCGACUCAACCAGUAGAUAGCCGUACUCCAUUUGUGUGGGAACAAACCUGCGCUCGUCAACUUGAAUGUCGACUUCGAUCCGAGCGUGAAAAUGCUCACUUAAAGAUGCUACUGGAGGGGCAGAUCCAGGUCGCUAAGAGCCUCGAGAAGCUUCUGAACAAGCGCACAACGUUGUAUCCCUCCGAGUCGUCCGGGAGUAAACAGACUACGCGCAUUCACGUGUCAAGAACCGGCAACGAAGUCGCUGAUGCUGUUGUAUUCGAGGAACUGGCUGAUGGUGUUGACGCGUCGUACCGUGAAGUGGAGCGUGUGUUCGCUUCCAGCGGCCUCGAACUCUCGAACGUAUCGUCACGCAAAGCUCAAAUGCGUGACGCUAAUACCGGCAUGUUCCUCGAGAUUUUCGAUAGUAAAGUUCUUCCUUUCAGUAUGCACGCUACGGGCGAAGCGUGGUGGCGUCGAUGGAACCAUUUCAAUCCUAACCGAGGCAGUUGCCAUCGAUUGGAGAGCACGGACGACACGAUUGUCGAGCAUUUCGGCAUGGAAAUGAGCGACUCAAAGGCCAAGACGAGCGCCAAGUUCUACGUGCAGCAAAUUCUGCGCCGAUACAUCGAGGAAAACCGCGUUGUCGUGGUGUGGCAGUCGCACAUUGAACCGCUGGAGUUUUCACACAAGAAGCUCGCCGGCAUCCGCUUCCGAGAGAAAGGAUACGUGGUCAUUAAGCCCCACCAGGUCUCUCAGGACGAAACAUACACGCUCGUGCAGACCUGCCAUAUCAUAAAGCCGGAUCUGUCAGAUCAGAGACUCAAGAAGGACGCGAGGACCGGCGCGUUGGCGGAAUUCGUCCUCAGUGCCACAGUCGCAAAUAUCGCGGCAAGUGCCGAGAUGAUUGAAGGAUUGCUGGUGGACGAGGCACUGCAGCAACGCAGUCGUAUCUAAUUAUUGGUACGGCGUAGGUGUGGAUGUUAUACAUGUAUUGCAUAAGGCCAACAAGAUUUUGUAUUCAUUCAUAAAUCCUAGCAACAAUCUGUCCAAGG